AUGCAACCGUCGAUCGCCUGGGGAAUUUCCGGGACCCACGUUCGCCUCCCCCAAAGCUCUCCUGACAGCAAGGAUCAGCCAUGUGUUCAAUGGACUAAUUUGGAUUCUGAACACGACGGUUUCGAUAUUGCGACAAUCGACCGAAAUAUCUAUAUCACGAAUAGUUUCGCAUCGGACAGAGAUCAGAAUGGCUUGACACUCAUCCCGCCGUCCGCUAUUGAAUUUGCGAAUACCUUUCGCCAGGACUUGGAGGAAAUAACGGGCGAGUCAUGGAAUCUGCACCCUGUUGAAGUGUGGCCCGAAGGCCAAACAGGAAUUUUCCUGGACAGACUAGAUUGCUCUCAAGACGGGUUGACGUAUGAAAAUGGUGAUCCCACAGAAGAGGGCUACAAGCUUCAGGUCCAACCGGGACGCGUCUCGAUCCUUGGCUCAGGCGCCCGUGGAAUGUGGUGGGGAACACGAACUUUGCUGCAACGGUUGUUGAUAGCUCACAACUCUCCCAUCCCGUCUGGUCAGGUGGUUGACGCGCCCUCGUAUUCAACGCGAGGAUUCUUACUAGACGCUGGGCGGAAAUGGUACUCCCCAUCGUACCUCAAGGAUCUAUGCACAUAUGCGUCUUUUUUCAAGCUGUCUGAAUUUCAGUACCAUACUAGCGACAACUAUCCCUUAAGUCGUGGCCACAAUGAAACCUGGCAAGAUGUCUACGCACAGUUCUCCUUGCGGCCGGAGAGUCCCGAGCUACAGGGAAUUGUACAAAGAGAAAACGAGACACUCUCCCGGGCGGACUUUGAGGAUCUUCAGCAGCACUGUGCCCAACGAGGUGUGACUGUCAUCCCUGAGAUCGAAGCUCCUGGCCACAGUUUGUUUAUUACAAAAUGGAAGCCAGAAUUAGCCUUAGAGAGCAAAGAUCUGCUGAACCUGACCCAUCCGGACACCAUUCCCCUGGUGAAGUCUAUCUGGACUGAGUUUCUGCCGUGGUUUCAAACAAAGGAAGUCCAUAUCGGUGCCGAUGAGUACGAUGCCACCCUGGCAGACGACUAUAUUGAUUUUGUCAACGACAUGGCGGAAUUCAUGGACGAACAGGCCGGUAAGACGAUUCGGAUCUGGGGGACAUACGAACCAUCUGACACCCGCAACAUCUCAAAGGACGUCAUUAUUCAACAUUGGCAGUAUGGACAAUCCGACCCAGUCGAAUUGGCAGAACAGGGCUACGAGGUUAUCAACUCAGAGGAUUGGUGGGCUUACAUGUCGUUAAAAAACGAUCACAUGCCGAUAUUCCCAGCCCCGUAUCCAGAUUUCUUCAACAACUCUAGGGUGCUCAACUUUGCGGACAGAGAGGGAUGGCAGUGGACACCGGCUCUCUUCAACCCUGUGAAUGUCACCGAGCAGCCUGACCCAAAGCCCGUCAAGGGUGCCAUUCUGGCCGCAUGGAAUGAUAAUGGGCCUGAUGCCACGACGGAGUUGGAGUCUUACUAUGCGAUCCGCAAUGGCAUUCCCGUUGUUGCAGCGAGGGCGUGGGCUGGAAACCGUGGGCCCAUUAUCAAUGUAUCUACCUUGUCAGACUCGAUGGACUUGUUGACCUCGAAGGCUGUGGCGCAGAACCUGGACCGACAAAUCUCCCACAAGAGUGAAGAUGCUAAUGAGCUUUUGAGUUGGACCAACCCUUCAGAGAAUAUAAACCGCGACAAAAUCCAUCUAGGAUAUGGCAGCAAGGGGAUGAACUACGAGUUGACUCUAAAUGUUUCAGGCCCAUUCACCCUAUGGUCCAACGACUCCACCCUUGCAUUGUCGCCAGACGGCAACCUGACUUUUGUCUCAGACGGAUGGGAGUAUCCCCUGCGCUCCAUAGAAGAAACGGAUGGGUUCGACGAAAGCUAUCCAGGCCGAAUUUGGACGAACGAGACCUCCUCAACGCACGAGCCGUCGGGUCUGGGUCAACGAGGGAUUCGCCGGAAGAUUCGAAGUGCUGGUAUUUGGUGGCAAAAACCGGCUAUUAUCCUGGAGCCAGAUGGCGUUCGUGGCACCACUGGAGUGGAUUGA
Messenger RNA from Aspergillus oryzae RIB40, 2040 nucleotides. RefSeq names its product beta-N-acetylhexosaminidase. Lineage: Eukaryota; Fungi; Ascomycota; Eurotiomycetes; Eurotiales; Aspergillaceae. Bases 1 to 2040 code for a protein of 679 amino acids. Gene Ontology annotation, biological process: carbohydrate metabolic process. Gene Ontology annotation, molecular function: beta-N-acetylhexosaminidase activity. The transcript has 4 exons. The record is from RefSeq and is a predicted model, not a curated record.